AACAUGGGGGCUGUGAAGACGAAAUUCCGCACCAGACUUGCUCUCCGCUCCCGAACCCACAGCAGACGGCGUAACAUCGUGGAACAGCUCACCCGCAUCACCAACUUCCGCGAGUCGGAAGUCAAGAGCUGGUACCGGCUCUUCUACGCCGACUGCCCGGACGGUCUGCUCACGGAGCCCGUCUUCGUCAAUUUUUACGUCAACUUCUUCCUGUCCGGAGACGAAGGGAGGAAGAUAGCGAUGGCGAAGAGGAUCUUUCACGCCUUCGACAGGGAUGGCAGUGGGACGGUAGACUUUAGGGAGUACCUGACAGGCAUGAGUGCGCUCCUGAGGGGUUCGGUAGUGGAGAAACUGAAGUGGGCGUUCAACAUGUACGAUCUGGAUGGCAAUGGAGAGAUCUCCAGAGUCGAACUACACAACGUGCUGAAGCUGAUCCUGGAGCUGCGGAACCCCGAGGCGACGAUGGACGACUUGGCGGCGCUGGACAGACCCAUAGACCGGCUGUGUGACCGCGUGUUUGAGACCCUGGACAAAGACCGGGACGGGAAACUACAGAUCCGAGAGUUUGUGGAGGGGGUGAGGAUGAACCCCAGGGUGCUGUGCCUGAGUGAUGAGGAAGAAAUGUUGGCGUCUUUGACACAAGAUCACUCUCAGACUCCCCAUGCUUCGAACCUUGUGGAUUUCAGCCAAGCUUCUCAUAGCUAAGAACUCAUUUAUUCAGAAAUUAUCCAUGAGCUGGGCUAAGGCCAUGUUGAUUUGAUUAUAUGGAUGACAUCCUCUGGGAAUCCAAAUACUGAUGCGAGCGUGCGAACAAAAAUU
This is a messenger RNA of Branchiostoma floridae (Florida lancelet), 819 nucleotides long. RefSeq names its product neurocalcin homolog. Lineage: Eukaryota; Metazoa; Chordata; Leptocardii; Amphioxiformes; Branchiostomatidae. The transcript is spliced from 2 exons. The coding region runs from base 4 to 705 and encodes 233 amino acids. The record is from RefSeq and is a predicted model, not a curated record. Gene Ontology annotation, molecular function: calcium ion binding.